UCCCUCCAAAAUCUGGCGCACGCGAUCAGUGUCGUACCGUGUUUGCGAUUUUGUUGUACUCGCGCGAGUGAACUUCAAAAAGAUUAUUGGUUUUUUUUUUUUUUUGUGUUUUUUGUUUGUUUGUCGUUCAAGUCGGAGAAUCCAAUCAAAACCACAGCGCCGUAAAUGCCGCUAAUGAUCGGCGGGCCAUUUUGAAUACAGCCGAAUUUGUAUGUACGCGCACGUCAGCUGAUCCAUAAAGAUGACUGAAGUGACGACCAGGAACGUCGAUUAUGGAACAUCUGCCACUGCUAUUAUCGAUGACAGCGACAAAAAAGUCUUGUCCGUCAGACGCUACGAGGCGAAACCACCGGAAAACUUAGAUUUGGUCGACCCGGACAACCUGAUCGCCACCACCAAAGAAGAAGAAUGGGUAACUAAGAAAAAAGUAGAACUAACGACCAAAAAGCAAAUCGAGACCCGUGUCAAAAGGCAAGUGGUUUUGGAAGACGGCAAGGUGGUCGAAGACUCUGGACCGAUCGUCACUACCAAUACAACCGAAGACACCGAAAAACAGGAACACCAACAGACCGAGCACCGUCAAAUAGGAGACGAAGGUGACGGCGACGGCAGUACCAAAGAAGUAGUAGUCAGGGCGUCUUCGUUGGAAGGAAACCCGUCUCUUCUGAAAGAGGUUAGGGAGAAGAAAAUUAAAAGCCGGGAAGAAAAAGAAGAACUAGUCGAAACCGAAGACGUAGUCCAUCUCGGCAAUAUCAGUGAUAAGGCGUACCAGGAAGCCGUGCAGAGUAAGAAAGACAUUCGACAGGCACUCGAAGAAUCCAACCACAAAUUGGUACACGUGAACAGUACCGGGCCCCGUGUGACGCAUCAAAGCAGCAAAAACAAAAAGGUCACGGACACCGAAGACACGAGGCACACGAGGGAGGUGCAAAAAGACGGUAAAAUUGUCACGGAAACGUCGAAAACUACCGAACACGAAGAGGUGAACGGCGUUGACGAACCGGACAGCGUGCCAUUACCCACGUCGGCGCUACAGGAUUCGGUUCGCGAGAGUUCGCAUCGUUACGUCAAGACCAAGGACCAGGAUCUUAUCGAAUACUUGGCCGACGGCGAGAAGAUCGGUGAGAAAAUGCGGUACGAAGCGAUCAACGAGGAAGGGGGCAGGUCGGGCGACGUGGACCAACAGUUGAUGUUAAACGAUACCUCGGGCUGGGAGAGCCUGUCUGAAAGGAUUCGCAGGAUGCGCGACAGGCAGCAACAGCAGCCGGCGGUGGCCGGCAAGACGUUGGCGGACUUCGACGAAGAGGAACGUACCCGAAAGGUGGAAACGGCCAAAUGGCUCGAACACCAUUUCGGCAGUGAGUCGACCAGGUCGUCGACCGGCAACCUCUCCGAAGAAGAGGAAGACGACCGGGCGCAGAGGACCACGUCCAACAGUUUCAUAAACGUCACCAUGAAGUCAACGGACGCGCCGCCGGUCAACGGUUACUUCAAAGGCGUAUCCGAGUGGAAGGCUAAGGACCCGGCGCCGGUCGUGCGGCCCGCCAGGAGGAAAAAGGAACAAAGGGCCGCUGAAGUCAACGAGAGCGCGGUCAACGAGCUGGAAUCGUUGCCGUUGUUCAACACCGUCCAGAAAAGAGUUCAGGGUUACGAAAUGUCCAAAGAAAAGCUGUCGGCCCGCAACUCGUCGUCUAACGGAUACAGUCAGUCGCACCACCACAACGGCGGAUACGUUCAGACGGACCGGUCAUCAGAGAGACGUUCCAAGACGCCCGAAUCACCGGACGCGUACAGAUCGUGGGACAGGCGGCGACGGUCGUCGGACAAGAUCGUUGCACCGGAACCGCAACCGGAUUACUCGCCGGAACCGGAACGUCGGGCCAGCAACGGUUCGGCGGGACGGGCCAAAAAAGUGUACCAGAAGACUAGAUUCGCCACCGAGGCCGGACCACCGGCUUCUGGACAACAGCGGCUGGCGCAACAGCCGGGAAAGCAAGACCGGAAAAAGUCGUUCGGUGAGUCGUUUCGGAGGCUGGUGAGCAAGUUCACGGGCAACAAGGACGCCGCCGACCGGAAGAAAAACCGCAAAAAAACGGUGGCUUUGGCGGCGGGAGAACCGGUGCCGAGUAAUGGCGGAGAGUACGGUUACAGCGACGGCUACAGCGACGACGACCACCACGACGACGCCUACAGGAGUUACGACGACGGACGCGCUUCGGCCGACCGCCACCAGCGGUUGUUCGGCAGCACGCAAACGCUGGACCGACACCGCAACGGACGGACCGCAGCGAACAAACGCGACGUUAGUUGCGAACCGUCACCGUCACGCGCAAUGAACGGCAUCACCAGCAACGGCAACGGAGUCCAGCGUUACUACUUGGGCGAGGAUCCGUUUGGCGGAAGUAUCUACGGUCGCGAGAAGGAAUACGACGGCGUGACCACGUACAAGCGAAAACACCAGAAGAAGUCCAACGGCGUCCCCAACGGUCACGAACAGUCUAGAUCCACUUACUACGUUCAAAGGACCAUACCGGUGAACACGUCCAGCACUACUUUGGGCAGAUUAAGCAAGUCUACAGGACGCCUAUUGUCCGACGAUUACAGUACCGGCACGACAGAUAGAUCGCAAACGUUGCCCAGGAAGCUUCGGACCGAGAGUAAAAUAAAGAAACAAGUGUAUAAUUCGUCCCGCGAGAACGACUACAACGGGUUGAACCGUCCUUCGGCUACGAACACGGGUGGCAGCAUGAUCAACGUAUCGUUUGCAAACGGACCGGCCAAGCCUUUGCGGACAUUCUCCAAGCCGUCACUGUUGCGCAGCCAAAGCUUCAACGUGCAACCCGCUGACCCGGGACAGUUCUCGCGCCGUUCGGUGAGCACGCUACACCGACUGGAGGAGUCACCCCCGCCGUUGAAAAGUCCGAACAUCGUGAGUAGCAUCAGCCGGAGCACCAAGGAUCUGCAGUCGGUGGGAGUGGACGACGGGUACCGGUCAUUGUCGGGCAGCUGGGCGAGUCCGGGCGAGCUGAGCAACGGCGGUGGGUCAUACAGGCCGCGCGGAGAUGAUCCCAAGAAGAAGAUAUUCAUGAAGGGUCUGAUGGAUCACGCGCCGGAGCUGUACAAGACACUGAACAACCAAGACGAUCGAGCUCAGCAACGGUACUCGCCAGCCAGAACAGUGGACCGCCCGUACUCGAGCAGCGGCCAUUCGUCGUCGCCGAUUACCGUCAGCCACCGCAGCAGCAACGGCGGCGAGGUGACCAACCGGAGCGUGACGCGCCGCGGCAGCAAGGACGACUACUCGGAGACGGUGAGGAUCACGUCCAAGUCGGACGACCCGUACCGGCCGAGCGUCACCAACACGGUGCAGAACUUUAGCAAGAAGACGGUGCCUCGCGACGGCCGCGUGGAGACCAUCGAGUCUAGCGAAACGAAAACGGUGACCAAGAGCCGGUACAACGGCGGAGACCCGGUGGCCGGCAAAAUCAACGGGUUCAGCAACAACAACGGCGGCGUGGUGAUUGAAGUCAGAAACGGCAGGAACUGAUCCACUAAUGCGACUUUAAUAUUCAUUCAUAAUAAUUACUCGCAGAUCAUAAUCAGUAAACACGCUGUAUCUCGCAAGCCAUUGCGAUCGCUCAUCGCAACUAUUGGUAAACCGCCGCAAUGAUGUUGUUGACUAUCCUUAUUUGUUUUGUUGUUAUUACUGUAAUAUUAUAAUAAUAAGUCAUUACUUACAAACCAUAUUAAUCCAUAACGAACGGUUUUUCGAAAUGAUCAUUUGGCGUACCUAUUUAGAAUCGUAUAUUAGACGGCAGACAAGUAUAAUAAUUUAUAAUAUUAUAGUGCGGGCAACGAAUCCUGCAGAAUAAUAAUUAUAAUUUAAAAUUUAUCUAUAGCGCGUGUUUCUAAUUAUAUCAAGUUUGAUUAACCUAAUAUAAAGAGAUAAGUGAUAACUACAGUACAUAUUGUUAUUUGUAACACUUUAUAUUGUUAUUUCAAAUAUUGUAUGUCUAUACGUACGUUUACUAAUAAGUUAAAAAAAGUUAUAAACUGUUCGACUAAUUAAUUUUUUAUUAGAUUUAUAAGUAUAUUUACGGUAUAUUAUUUUGGCUUAAUGUAAUUUGCCAUGUAAUAACUAAAUCCUGUAAAUAAUUACCUUUAUAAUUUUAUAUUUUUUUAUCGCUCAAAAAAAAAAAAAUGCUUUAACGAGUUUAUUAUUGUUAAGUUUAAGGAACUGGUAAUACGCAAGUGUAAUUUCCAGUUUCCACAAGAGUGAAGAAUUGGCGUUUUUAAAUUUGCUUAAUCAUCAGCACAUUUAGUGUAUUAAAUCGAGAUCAGAAAAAAAAAUAUAUAUAUUGUUUUUAUAGUAUUAAUUUUAUAUACCUAAUUGAGUUUUUUAAUUUUUUACUUUAUGGGUUAUUACUUAUUAUCGUUUAUAUCUUAUAAUAAAUAAUUAAUAUUAUGUAUGUGCCAUUAAAUAUUGACGUUGCAACAUGUAUAACAAUUUGGGUAGUUCUUUACUCUAAUUUAAGAAUUAAUCUGUUAAAACUAUUUCAUAGCAAUACUGCAGUAUUUAUUAGUUAUAUGUAUUCUCACACAUAGGGCCUGGUUAAAUUUAAUUAGAGCCCGAAUCUUAAAUUUUAUCUGGUGUAAUGUACAUUUCUAUUUCGUUAACUCAUAACAGAGAUAAGGGGUCCCCUAAAAUUGUGAGCACAAAUUAGAAACCGUAGUAAAAAUGUGGCAUAGGAUCACAACUAUAUGCAUGCAAGUACAUUUUUAGAAGAUAUCUUGUGAAACUUUAUACACCAUAAUUUUAUUAUGUGU
Adelges cooleyi (spruce gall adelgid) is the source of this 4827-nucleotide messenger RNA. RefSeq lists its product as uncharacterized. The transcript has 11 exons. Lineage: Eukaryota; Metazoa; Arthropoda; Insecta; Hemiptera; Adelgidae. The record is from RefSeq and is a predicted model, not a curated record. The coding region runs from base 242 to 3547 and encodes 1101 amino acids.